This is a messenger RNA of Monopterus albus (swamp eel), 1555 nucleotides long. RefSeq names its product zinc finger protein OZF-like. Gene Ontology annotation, biological process: regulation of immune system process; negative regulation of transcription by RNA polymerase II; regulation of cytokine production. The record is from RefSeq and is a predicted model, not a curated record. Gene Ontology annotation, cellular component: nucleoplasm. Gene Ontology annotation, molecular function: DNA-binding transcription repressor activity, RNA polymerase II-specific; RNA polymerase II cis-regulatory region sequence-specific DNA binding. NCBI's taxonomy places the organism in Eukaryota, Metazoa, Chordata, Actinopteri, Synbranchiformes, Synbranchidae. The transcript has 3 exons. The coding region runs from base 88 to 1317 and encodes 409 amino acids.
CCUCCACAGAUUAAAGAGGAACAGGAGGAACUCUGUAGCAGUCAGGAGGGAGAGCAGCUUGGACUGAAGCAGGAGACCAAUCCCUUUAUGUUGACUCCUACUUAUGAGGAUAAUGACCACAGUGAAGCAGAACCAACCAGUGACCAGCAGCACCUCUGUCACAGCUCUGCUGUAGCUGAGAACCAGGGUCAGGAAGGAAGCCAGCAUAGAGACUCAGGAUCAGCUAGUAAUGCAGAGCCAAAGCCAAAGAGGAGACGUCACAAAGACACAAGUCACAGUAGCAAUGUAGACACCUCUCCCCUGUCAGAGACUCAGUGUGAUCCUUCCACAGAUAGAAAGUCCUUCAAAUGUGACACCUGUGGAAAAGUUUUUAAGACUAAGUUCUGUUUGAAUAGACAUCUGAGAGUCCACACAGGUGAGAGGCCGUAUGUUUGCAGCACCUGUUGGAGAGGAUUCAAGCAGUCAUCACAUUUGAAAUCUCAUUUAAGAUCCCACACAGGUGAGAAGCCGUAUUCUUGUAAAAGACGUGGAAACUCUUACAGGGAAUGGCAGAACUUGUUGAUCCACAUGAGAACCCUCUCAGCUGAGAGGCCACAUGUUUGCAACACUUGUGGCAAACGAUUCAAGCGGUCAUCAUAUAUGGGUGUUCAUUUACGAACCCACACAGGUGAGAGGCCGUAUGUUUGCAAGACCUGUGGGAAAAGAUUCACACAGUCAUCAUCUUUGAAUGUUCAUUUAAAAAUCCACACAGGGGAGAAGCUGCAUUCUUGUAAAACAUGUGGGAAGUCUUGCAAGCAACGGCGGGAAUUGUUGAUCCACAUGAGAACCCACACAGGUGAGAGACCAUAUAUUUGCAAGACAUGUGGGAAAGGAUUCACGGUAUCCUCGAACUUAGAUGUUCAUUUACGAACCCACACUGGGGAGAGGCCAUAUGUUUGCAACACCUGUGGGAAAGGAUUCAUGACGUCCUCAAGUUUGCAUGUUCAUUUACGAACCCACACUGGGGAGACGCCGUACUCUUGUAAAGCAUGUGGGAAGUCUUACAGGCAUCGUAAGAGCUUGUUGAUCCACAUGAGAUCCCACACAGAGCUGCCACAGCAGCAUGCCUGUAAGGAGGAGGAGGUUCUGGCUGACCAGCAGCUCUGGAACCAGGAGAGGAACUCCAGUCUGGACCAAGAGGACCCAGAGCCUCCACAGAUUAAACAGGAACAGGAGGAACUCUGCAGCAGUCAGGAGGGAGAGCAGCUUGGACUGAAGCAGGAGACCGAUCCCUUUGUGUUGACUCCUACUUAUGAGGAUAAUGACCACAGUGAAUGAGGAUAAUGACCACAGUGAAGCAGAACCAACCAGUGACCAGCAGCACCUCUGUCACAGCUCUGCUGUAGCUGAGAACCAGGGUCAGGAAGGAAGCCAGCAUAGAGACUCAGGAUCAGCUAGUAAUGCAGAGCCAAAGCCAAAGAGGAGACGUCACAAAGACACAAGUCACAGUAGCAAUGUAGACACCUCUCCCCUGUCAGAGACUGACUCUGAUCCUUCCACAGAUAGAAAGUCUUUA